Molecule: messenger RNA, 805 nt
Organism: Dentiscutata heterogama
Lineage: Eukaryota; Fungi; Glomeromycota; Glomeromycetes; Diversisporales; Gigasporaceae
Source: the annotation of a GenBank genome assembly
AUGCAUGGCGAUAGUCAUGUUGAUCUUAAUGAUACUGAAAAGUUGCUUCUACUGGAAUAUAUUCUUAGAGUUAAAGAUGCCAGUAAGCUUCAUGGACUUCCUCUUCUUCCAGUUGGAAAUAAACCCUUCACCUCUUUUAAGCCUCGAUGUCACAACGAAUUAUAUUACGUUGCCAAUGAAAAAGAACACACGUUUAUUGAUAAAAAUUUUAUGGGAAAAAUCGUGGACAACACCAUCGGGAAAGAACUUUUAACAACAUUACAUAACUAUGCAACAAAUGAAGAAGAUAUUAAUAUACAAAUUCUUUCAGAUGCUGAAUUUGCCAAAAUUCUCAAUGAAAAUAUAAUGUAUUAUAAAGUUGAAAAUUCCGAAAACCUUCAGGAAAUAAAGAUUGAACGAAAAAAAAUGCAAUGGAUAUAUAAAAUUUGGGAUCAUUUGCAACAAACCAAUAGAGAUUUGUCAUGGUUUUUGGAUGUUUACCUUUUAUUAAUUGACACAAAUGAAAAUAAUAACUUUAUUAUUUUGAGAAAAUUAGGUGCAAAACAAAAAUGUUUAUGCCGUUCAUCUCAAAAACAUUUACCUUUAUUUGUAGAUAUUGUUCAGAUAUUGUCUUUGUUAGGUUCUACAUUCAUAAGCGUCAAUUUUGAAAAUAUUUUAAAAUAUGAAAAACUCAAAAGUUAUGUAAUUGAGAUUGAUAAUGUUACAGCCGUUCUAUCAUCUUUUGAAGUACAUAGUUCUUUUCCAUCAAAUCUUGUUCAAACCAACCUUACUCAUCAUCAAAGAAAUAUAUUAACCAGCUACCUUG